Messenger RNA from Drosophila erecta, 1876 nucleotides. Its product is annotated as inner centromere protein A. The record is from RefSeq and is a predicted model, not a curated record. The coding region runs from base 106 to 1644 and encodes 512 amino acids. NCBI's taxonomy places the organism in Eukaryota, Metazoa, Arthropoda, Insecta, Diptera, Drosophilidae. The transcript has a single exon.
AAAGCCGACACGACAUAUCGCCUCGAAAACUCGGGAGAAACCAUUCCCGAUUCAAUUCCCACAUCCCCACUUUUGUCGAUCUUUCGCAGACAUUCCUUCGCCGGAAUGGCCUUUGUAGCGCGUCGGAGCAGCGAUGGUAGGGUGGUGGAUCGCCAGCCGGUGUCUAGUCGGGGCAGCGUACGUCCAGCUUCCCAGUCGGACAUUAGUGACGAGGAUUCGGAGUCGGUGGUGGGCUACACAAACCGCACCUAUGGAGCUCCCACUGUGAGGUAUGUUGGCCAGGGAGACGAUCGUGACGCAGUGGAAGUCCAGCCGGAAACUAAGAUCGAGGCGGAUACGGACAGCCUUAAAUACGAGGAUUUUCUGGAGGAUCACGCCGACAUCUCGGACAGCGAAGCGGAUUCCAUUGCCAGCUUCUGCAAGGAACUGGACGCGGAGGAGGCCAACGAUGCCUUGCUUAGUGGCAUGGUGAGCUUCACGGACGGGCAGCCGAAAGGUGUGGCUGAAGCGGAUGCAACAGAUGUGGGUCAACGGGGCAUGAACAAGGGGGAUGAGGCACCUGCCACGGAUACGGAGACCGUGAUAAACUUCGAUCACGAUGUGCAGAGCCUGAGCUCCUUUGACAGCUGCACGCCAACGGUGACACAGCGCGGUGAGGAUGUCGACAACUUGGACAAUAUUAGCAACAGGACAUUUUUCAAUCAGGACGAGCAGGACAGCAUCAGCACCAGGACCUUCUUAAAGCAGGACAAGCUGGAUGGGCUGAGCGGCAGGACCUUCCACAAGCAGGCCUCCUUGAAGGAGAAGAGCAAGCACUCGCCCUCGUGCCGCGAGGCGGAUCAGGGUCAGAUGUCCAGUCGCACAUACGACCUGAGCAAUCGGAGUACCAACCGCAUCUACGACAACUCCUCGAUGUCCACGCGCAGCUGGUCGGACAUGUACCGCGUCGCGCUGCAGCCCUCCGAUGGACGCAGCAACGUUGUGCCCUCUCUGAAACUAGCCAGCGUCGUCUCGGAUUCGUCCACGUACUACAAGCAGAUAACUGAGGAGCACAAGGAGCGCCAAGGCCAGGAGACCUUCGAGGACUGGAAGGCGCGUAAGGCGGCCGAGAAGCAGAAGAAUCUGCUGGCCGCCAAGCAGGAGCGGGAGAAGCGGGAGGCGGAGGCGGCGUUGCGCCAGAAAUGUGCCCAGGAGCGCUUCCAGGAGUGGUGUCGCCACAAGGAGCAGCAGCAACAGCAGAAGAAGGCUCCCACCUCCAGCCCGCCAGGUUCGAGCAACUACUCGCCCUCGACCUCCAGUUUGGGUUCCAUAUCCGGCUCUAGCACCGGUCCUACGAGGAAGGUGCCGGCGGAGCUCGCAAAGAAGCGGCUCCAGGAGUGGGAGCGCGUCAAGAAGGAGCAGCAGCAGCUGGAAAGAGAACGACUGCGCAGACUGCAGGGCAACAAGCAGAAGGAGGAGGAGGAACGCCGCCAGCGCUCCCAAGGCGCCUGGCAGAACUGGAUGAAACAGGUGGACAAGCGGGCCAAGCCGGUGCCCCUCAAUCAGGGCUUCGACACGCUGCGCGGCACCAUUUCCAACAUCUACAUUAACCCAGUGCAGUGGGUGUCCAACAUCGAUCCCCAGGAUGCGGGGCGCAGUCGUUAGAGUUCCCCCAGGAGCACUCUCACCUUCGUUAGUCCAUCGCCCAUUCACGCUGAAAUGCAGUGCCUGCAAAACCAAUGGGAACGACUCGUGCAGGAAGACAGGACAAGAUCACCUCGGUUGCUGGGCCAGCAAACUGAUUUUAAUUCUACUACACAUUGUACACGACUUUUGAUUAGUGGCGGUGGAUCCCACUUUGUUUUACCUUCGCAAGUUACUCAAUAAACCACAAGAU